Molecule: messenger RNA, 4856 nt
Organism: Pelmatolapia mariae (spotted tilapia)
Lineage: Eukaryota; Metazoa; Chordata; Actinopteri; Cichliformes; Cichlidae
Gene: vwde
Product: von Willebrand factor D and EGF domains
Exons: 29
Coding region: 1-4653 (1550 amino acids)
Cellular component (GO): membrane
Molecular function (GO): calcium ion binding
Source: RefSeq, a predicted model, not a curated record
AUGAGACCUGAAACUCUUUCCAAACUUCUUCUCUGUGUUGCAUUUUCACUGCCCAACGCAGUGCACAUUCAAACAGCUAAUCAGCCCCCGACUCCGUCAGUGCCAGUGAUUGUCUCAGAGGUGACAGGUAACACUGUCUACCUGAAGUGCAGCUUCGAGAGCAGGUCUAACAGCUCCCUGGGUUAUGUGGUGGCCUGGUCUCGCCUCUCACCUGAGGGCAGGAAGGAGGAGCUCAAACAGGAGACCACAAUCCAGACCUUCGCCUUUAUCGAGCUCGACGGCUUCAACCUGCGAUUAGGAGACAAGAUUUACUGCUCCAGCUCCAGUUUCUUCUUGGACUCGCCCAGUGUCCGGGGUAUUUCAGUGGAAAGUCAGGAGUUCUUUGCUGGGAUCAGGUUAAGACCAGAGGCGAGCAGUGUAUCUGAGGAUGGCAGAUUGUAUGAGAUGGUGGUCGAGAGCACGGUUCCUCUUCCAUGUCCAGAAGGGUCUCCAGCUUCUGCAGAGCAGUGCACUCUGUCCCUGCAGCUCAGCACAACAAAGGAUGGUUUGCUGGGUGCGGAUCUGUCCCUGUCUUCCUGUGUCGUGGAUCUGUCUCAGGGUCCCUGUCGCGAGAGCAUUUGUAGCCGGGCUGUGAUCCACUUCAGUCCUGUAACCGACUUUGUUAAAGAUGGCACCAGGACAACUGAGAUCACUGUUAAACCCAUCGCCACACAAAACUUUCUUUGGAACGGAUACUCACCAAAACCUGUCCAGAUAACAGUUAAAGAUGUUCCCUCAGCCUACUGCUACUCCUUCACUGAUCCUCACAUAAUCACAUUUGAUGGCAGAUACUAUGACAACUACCAAAUAGGCACCUUUGUCCUGUAUAAGAGCACCUUUUGGCCUUUCGAGGUCCACGUCCGUCAGUGGGAGUGCGGCAGCGUUGUGCAUGCCGCCUCGUGUGUGUGCGGCUUUGUGGCGAGGGAUGGGGGAAAUGUUAUUGCUUUUGACAUGUGCAAUGGGGAAACGGGUGAAACCAAGCCUCAACUGUCUGUGAAGAACAGAGACUUGAGUGAGAGCCGCAUUCGGAUCACAGAGUCCUACCAAGGACGCAAAGUCACUAUGACCUUCUCUUCUGGAGCAUUUGUUCGUGCUGAUGUAUCUGACUGGGGAAUGAGUCUGACACUGAGAGCCCCCAUUUCCGACUGGAGGCACACUGAGGGUCUGUGUGGGACCUAUGAUGGACAAUCAGACAAUGACUUCCACUUAGCAGGGGGCGCCAAACUGGAGAAUCUACAUGCUUUUAUCUCUGAAUGGAGGUUACCCCCAGGCAACAGCCUGUUUGACACUGUACCAUCCCAUAUUAGUACACUGAACUCCCGCAGGCACUGUACCUGCCAGGAAGAGAUGCCCCGCUUCUCAUUUCCCAGAGCCCCGUCUCAGCCAAUUAGCUCAUCCGACCCCAGCUGCUCUAAUCACGGCAACAUACGUUUCCCCAGUGUCAUCCCAACUCUGGACGUCACAGCCGAGUACAUCACCUCUGUGGAACUGCUCAUUUCAGCCUCAGCUCACCAACAACCCAGAGGCAGACGCAGUGCCCAACGUUUCAUUUCUAACUCCCCACAUCAAAGUCUCAGCCAGUCUGAUCUGGAAGGCGUUACCUACUUUUUCCCAGAAGACCACGAACCUGCAGUUCAGCCAGAAUCUCCCCUAACGUGGCCCACACCCUCUGGCCUCACCGAGCAGCAGGCCCAGGCCCAGUGCCGGCAGACUGUGGCAAACUCAAGCAUAGUGAUGGGUUGCAGGCACCUGCUGAAAGAAUUAAUAGUUAACCAUGCCGUGACCAUGUGUGUUACUGACCUACAGCUAAAGGACGAGCAGUUGUGGUUGAAUGCGACUAUACCACUGCUGGAGAACGAGUGUGAGAGGAGGCUGCUGGAGGAGGGGGAGGGAGAAGAGAAGUACCAGGAUGCUGUGGCCAUCCUGAAGUGUCCAAAUCUUUGCAACGGGAACGGCCAGUGCUCAAACUGGGGUUGUGUGUGCUUCCCAGGAUUUGGCUCCUAUGACUGCAGUGUGCUUUCUGACCAGAUCCCAGAGAUCACUACGCUGCAGAAGGAUGGUCUAUGCGAUGUCCGUCAGGGAAACUGCACCACCGUCAACAUCCAUGGUCAGGGCUUCAAGGACUCCUACGAGCUCAAGUGUGAGUUUGUUAAAGAAAAGUUUGUGGAUGGGGAGUGGGUUCUGGAUGAGCCUCAGUUUGUGUUGGCCACUUUUCUGAAUGACACGGCUUUGGAGUGCCAGCUCCCCCUGGAGGACAGCUGGGUUUCUGCAGGCAUGGACUUGGAAACGGUAGCAAACAGACCACUGGCCCGCUGGCAAAUUAAAGUUUCCAAUGAUGGUUACAGCUACAGCAAUGCAAAGAUACUAACUCUUUACGAUGGAGCCUGCCAGAUGUGCAGCCUCAGGACUGAAGUCGUCUGUACCCUGAGGGAGAAAACCUGUAACAUUGAUGGCCUGUGUUACGAUGAGGGGGAGUCCCCUCCCAGCAGCCCCUGCCUCGCAUGCCGUCCAGACUCAUCCAGACACACCUGGUCCAUUGCAGAGAACAAUGAACCUCCUCUGCUCCAGUCGCUGACUUUGCCUCUGCAGUCCUUUCAGGGGGAGAAUUUCAUUUACCAGCUAAAUGCUCGAGACCCCGAGGGCUCCACGGUUCGUUUCACCUUGCUAUCAGGCCCUGAAGGGGCAUCUCUGUCUCCAGCUGGUCUGCUGAUGUGGAAGGCCACAGCUGAACCCACCAACAGACACACUUUCCAAUUCACUGUGACUGACGACUGCAACGCUGAGACCAGAGCCUCUGUAGAGGUGUUUGUGCGCUCCUGUGAAUGCCUGAACGCUGCUUCAUGUGUCGCCAGUGUCAACCUCCCUGCCGGCAGUGGGGAAUAUGUGUGUGUGUGUCCUGAUGGAUUUACAGGGAGGAGGUGUGAGGUGGACAUAGACGACUGUAAACCAAAUCCCUGCAGACUGGGUCUCUGUAUAGAUGGGCUCAACUCCUUCUCCUGUGUAUGCCCACCUGGAAUGACAGGGCGUACAUGCAGAGAGGAUAUAGAUGAGUGUGUCUCACAGCCUUGUUUCCCUGGGGUGGGCUGUAACAACACGGUAGGCUCUUUUUUUUGUGGAUUGUGCCCACAAGGAUACAGCGGUGAUGGGAAAGACUGCAUAAUGAGGGUACCACAGGUUUCGUUGAGGUCCAAACCGUCGGGUGUGUCGCCAUGCUCCAGAGGGCCGUGUUACCCAGGGGUGCAGUGUUUCGAGAGCAUCCAUGUUUCAGCAGGCUUCGUCUGUGGACCCUGCCCUGCUGGUCUGCAAGGAAAUGGCCAGAAAUGUACAUCAGCAGGUGAGAUCACCAGUGGAGCAGACAGUUAUUUUCACGUCACCAGAUCAAAUUCCACUUCCACCUCUUCCUCCUCAAACAGACGACCUCCUGACAGGAGGACAAGACCAGAAGCAACAAAUAUCAGGAGACUUUCUCCUGCUGACAGAAAAAGCACAGCGACUUCACAGGAUCAAACCACAGUCAGAACAUUUGCUCCCACUGUCCACAGGGGUCAGCCCAGUGGGGUGGAUUUGACCCCUGACCUCUCCACGGGGAUCAGAUGGGGGUCAGCAGCUCCCCAUGCGACCUGUGCUGACUCUCCCUGCUUCCCGGGUGUCUCUUGUGAGCCCAAUGUAUCUGGGUCCUUCAGUUGUGGCCGCUGCCCUUACGGUUACACCGGAGAUGGAGUCACAUGUAAAGUUGUUUGCAGGUAUCCGUGUGGGCAGAACAUGGAGUGCACUCUACCAAACACUUGUACCUGCAAAGACGGUUACACUGGAUACAGCUGCCACAUAGCCAUUUGCCGGCCUGACUGUAAAAACCGGGGGAAGUGUGUGAAACCAAAUGUGUGCAAAUGUCCUGCAGGCUACGGAGGGCCCACCUGUGAGGAAGCGAGCUGUGAGCCGCCCUGUCAGCAUGGAGGUACCUGCCUGGCUAGAAACCUCUGUACCUGCUCCUACGGCUACGUGGGACCACGAUGUGAAAUCAUGGUGUGUAACAGGCACUGUGAAAAUGGAGGUGUGUGUGUUUCUCCUGAUGUCUGCAAAUGCCAACCUGGCUGGUACGGACCGACGUGCAACUCAGCGCUCUGUAAACCCGUCUGUCUGAAUGGAGGAACCUGUGUUAAGCCUAACGUAUGUGCCUGUCCCAGUGGUUUCUUUGGCUCCCAGUGUCAAAUUGCUGUUUGCAAUCCUCCUUGCAAGAAUGGAGGUCAAUGUAUGAGAAACAACGUGUGCUCCUGCCCUGAAGGCUACACAGGAAAAAGGUGUCAAAAGAGUGUGUGUGAGCCAAUGUGCAUGAACAGAGGCAAGUGUGUGGGACCCAACACCUGCUCCUGUGCUUCUGGAUGGAGAGGGAAGAGGUGUAACAUACCUGUGUGUCUACAAAAGUGUAAAAAUGAUGGCGAGUGUGUAGGACCAAACACCUGCCACUGUCCCGCUGGCUGGGAAGGCCUUCAGUGUCAAACAGCGGUGUGUAAACAGCGGUGUCUGAAUGGAGGGAGGUGUGUGCUGCCUGACUACUGCCACUGUCGGAAAGGCUACAAGGGACUGACUUGUGCAAUAAAGGCAUCACAAGCAUGAUGGCGAACAAAUCUGGAAUGUGACUAAAGAAGCCACAAAGAACAAAGAGAGCACCAUAACCUGUGGUGUGUACGAGUGAGAGCGUGGAUACUGGCAUGUGCUGUAAUGUGUGGCUGUGUGCACAUUAGAACAGUAACAGAGCGAUUUGAUAUAUUGCACUUGUCUUUUCCUGUCUGUGUAGAUCACUACCUCAAGGCUCAAAG